This is a messenger RNA of Paramuricea clavata, 1962 nucleotides long. NCBI's taxonomy places the organism in Eukaryota, Metazoa, Cnidaria, Anthozoa, Malacalcyonacea, Plexauridae. The record is from the annotation of a GenBank genome assembly.
AUGGCUUACUGGCGAAGUUAUAGAAGAUUGUCAUCACAAGUAAACGCCUUUGCCGCUGCAGAAAGCAGUGAUGAUGAAAAUAUUUUGGAGAAUGAUUUUGUACUUGAACCCCAUAGUGGACAGCCCCAUAAUGAACAACCCCAACAAAAUGAGCUAGCUGAAUCAGCACUAAACUGCAGUAGUAGCAAUUCAUCUGAUGGCUUUCACUGUGGUGAUGAAAGCUUUAUAACACCUGUUGGUGUCUCAGAUUCAGAUAACGAAACUGAUGAAGAUGUGCCAUUGCUUUCUACCUCUGAAUUGACUUUGCGUCAAGAAUUGAAUUCUUGGGCAACUAAGAAUGCAUGCCAGCAUGGUGUACUAAACGAACUCCUGGAUAUUUUGAGGAAACAGGGGCAUGAUCUCCCUAAAGAUGCUCGAACUCUUUUAGAAACCCCUAGGAGUGUACCAGUCAUGUCAAAAUGUGGUGGGGAGUAUUUAUAUUUUGGGAUAGAAGCUGGUGUACUCAAGAACUUGUCAAAAUAUUCAAAAAUUACUGACCAAAUAGCUUCAAUUGACCUUUUGAUUAAUGUUGAUGGCCUUCCCCUUUUUAAGUCAUCUAGUCAACAGUUCUGGCCAAUAUUAGGCCAAUUUAACAACCUGGAUGUGUUUGUUAUUGCACUCUUUUAUGGACCAUCCAAACCAAGUUCUGUUGACGAAUAUCUCCAUGAUUUUCUUGAAGAGCUUGAUAAAUUGCAAAGUAAUGGGAUCUCUUAUAAAGAGCAAAAGUUACCUGUUCAUCUGAAGUGUUUUUGUUGCGAUGCUCCUGCGCGCUGUUUCCUAAAGUGCAUUAUUGGGCAUACAGGUUACUUUGCAUGUGAGCGCUGCAUCAUUAAGGGAAUGUGGAAUGGUAGAGUUGUUUUUAACUCUGUGUCCAAUUUUGCAUCUCGCACUGAUGUACAGUUUGACAAUUGCCAGUAUGAGGAUCAUCAAAAAGCUCCCACUCCACUAAUUGGUCAUGGAGUUUCUUGUGUCCAGCAAUUCUGCUUGGACUACAUGCAUUUGGUGUGUCUUGGGGUGACAAAACGUAUUCUGUUUUUCCUCAGGAAGGGCCCCCGAAUAUGCAAGCUUUCUUCGCAGCAGAUUACUCAAAUAUCUUCUCGACUGGUACUUUUGAAAGGUGCAAUGCCAAGUGAGUUUGCUAGGCAACCUCGCUCUUUACUUGAAGUAGAGAGAUGGAAAGCAACUGAGUUCCGCCAGUUCUUGCUUUAUACUGGGCCCAUUGUUCUAAGGGGCAUAGUCUCAAACGAAGUAUAUGAGCAUUUCCUGUCAUUAUCUGUUGCUAUUUCUAUUCUGCUUGAAACAAAUUGUGAAAGAAGAAACGCCUAUUUGGAUUAUGCUAGAAAAUUACUGGAAUUCUUUGUAAGAAACUGUCAGCAUGUGUAUGGUGAUACUUUCACAGUGUACAAUGUACACUCUCUUUUGCAUUUAGCUGAUGAUGUUCGUCACUUCAACUGCUCUUUGAAUGAAAUAUCAUGCUUUCCUUUUGAGAAUUACAUGCAACAGUUGAAAAAACAUGUUAGAAGUGGUAAAAGUCCAAUUGUGCAAGUUGCCAAACGUGUAGCUGAAAUAUCCAGUUCUUGCCCGAAGAUUACAAGUAAAAGAAACUUUUCUAAGAUAGGGACAGUCUCAGAAAAUUUUAAGGAUUGUUGUUUCUUGAUUGAAGACAAAUUUGCAUUUGUCAAGGAAAAAAGAGAUGAUGGCAAGAUGGUGUGUACUGUGUUUUCUGAAAGUCAGGUAGAGAGCUUCUACUGCAGGCCAGCUGAUUCAAAGCUCUUUAAAGUUGUGUCGGUGCGCAGAAUUGAGGAAAGAGGGAAAAGGAGAUUGGUGGAAGAAUCUGAACUACAUCGCAAGGCUGUCUGCUUACCGAUUAACACUGGAUAUGUCAUCUUCCCUCUUCAUCACGAAGUGGAGCGAAAGUUUUAA